UUGUUUCUUCCUGGUUUUAUUGGUAAACUCUGGAGUGGCGUUAGCACAUUUUGUUUCCAAAAAAAGCCAGUUAAGUAAUACCGUCCAGUUAACACUGGAAGCUCAACAUGCAAGAACAUCUUAAGGAAGAAGAUGGACCUCUUCCACCGUCGUCUUUGCGUCUUUUUGUUCCUCCACUGCGUCUGGCGUCUGCAGCUCUGUGGCAAGUUGUUCAGCGGAGAGACAUAAUGGACUAUGGCUUGGUGGAGGAGUUUGUCACCACUGUGUUGGAGGUAGUUCCUGAUCUGAUGAGUUACAGGGAGCGAGUCCAACUCAUCAUGGGGCUGCGGGCACAGCUGGUUCUGGAGUUGUGUCGCACAGAUCACCUAGCUGACCCCGACACCAUCCAGCCACACCUGAACAGGCUUAGAUCCUGUGUCAUCACUCAUAGGGAAAAGGAGAUUCCUGAUCCAGAGGUGGAGGCAUCAGAAUCCAACUUCCUGAAGCUGAUUCAAAGCCUGCUAGAAGACCCAAUUGGGAGAGAACACUUCUUCCAGAAUGUUUAUUCAGAGGAAUUCGGCCUCAAGUAUGACUCCGCACUGCAGAGUCUGGUGUGGGAGUUCCUGUCUAGGCUGGAGAAGUUACUUCCAACACCAACCCUUCAACAGACUGCAUCUUGGUUUCUACCAGACCCUUCUAUCCUGGAGGACUGUGUGCAGUUUGUGUGUCAUCCCGAGCCUUUGAAGACCCUACUCCAGUACCAAAACAACACAUAUGAAUAUGUGGACACCAACGCUCUAUCUUCGGUCGACUACAUCCUCUCAUCGCUGUCGCUCUCACCACUAAAGACAGUUGUGAUCUUUCCAGAUCAAACUGACCCAGAGAUCAAACCAGAACCCAUGGAGGAACCUUUGCCAUAUGAACAUAUGAACAUUCAAAGCCCAGCCUCAUCUGACAACGAUUCAGAAAUGCUUCCUUUGUUGGAGUCAGAUUACGUGAAGAGCGUAGAAGGGGUGCAUUCAGACGGACAUUUGAAUGUUGAGAUUUUGUCUUUACAAAUUCAAGGUUCAGAAGAGGUGUGUAUACACAAGGAAACUACUGAGGGAGACCUUAAACACGCGACAGUUGACAAAGAGUCAGCAAGAGAGAGAGAACUAGAUGGAUCUUUUCACCAACCUCAGACUGACAGUGGGCUAACAAUACAAAAACCUCACAGCAUCCAACAGAAAGUGCAGGACAGUUCCAGUUUGUCAACUUCCUGUCUGCUCCGUCAGCCCACGGUGCUGCUGCACCGACUUGACAUGACUGAUGUGCCGUUACCUGUGUCAUCUCCAACAUUGAGUCCAACAUUGAGGAGAAAGAGGCUACAAAUGAAAAAAGGGCGAUACCAAGGACAGAGAGCGGGAUGGGUCAUAUCACCAGAAAGUAAGAGGAAUGCUAAUGGAAAGCCACCACCAGAGACUGAACAAGACAGUGUAACCUCAGACAAUGAUGCUCCCAAGAAAAGGAAAGCUGGUAGAGGCCUAGAGGAAGUGACACUGCACCACCACAUCAAGGACUUUCACUCAGAGGAGUGCAGUGGACAGAACAGAGAACCUUUUGACAGUAUGCCUCAGUAUUCUUUGGCCCCUGACCUAUCCCAUGUAAUUGGGCAGUCUACUAGAAGCAAGCGGGUCAAAAUGUGCUCCUUAUGUAGAAUGACCUUCUUUGGAGCAAAGGAUUUGACGGCACACAUGAGAUCUCAUACUGAGCAGAGUCCUUACCAGUGUACCCAGUGUUUGCAAAGCUUUGAACAUGAGGAGGACUUACACAAACAUCAACAGAUUGGGUGUGAGGUGGCAACUCAACCAGAAGAGGACAACAUGUCUACGGCAUCUUUUGAAGAGGAUAACAUGUCUGCAACAUCUUUUGAGGAUGGGAUCGAGGCAUCCCAGCCCAAUGGCACUUCGCCCCUGAGCCCAACAACUUCUAACGUUCGUCCCAAUCCUAAAGAGUUUUCCAAAGCCAGAACUUGCCAUGUGUGUCAGGAAACUUUCCAAAGUGCAUAUUUAAUGAGAAAGCACCUGAAUUCCAAACACGAUCAGCUCCCUUACCAGUGCUGCGACUGUGGAGAACAUUUCAAGAGGAAGUUUCAUUUAAAGGAACAUAAGAAAUUGUGCUUGGCGGCGAGCUCAACAACUUCCAACAUUUGUCCCACUCCAGAUCCGUCUUCCAAAGCCAGAAAUUGCAGUUUGUGUAACAAGACUUUUGACAGUCCAUAUUUUAUGAGAAAGCACCUCAAAUCCAAACAUGAUCAACUCCCUUACCAGUGCCCGGGCUGUGGAGGAAAUUUCCAAAGAAACUUCCAUUUGAAGGAGCAUAAAAAAGAGUGCUUGGUGGCGAAGAGUCUCCUCUCUUGCUCUCUGUGUGACAAAACUUUCAUUGAAGCAAGCAAUUUGACAAAACACAUGAGAUCUCACACUUACCAGUGCACCAAGUGUUUGCAAAGCUUUGAACGCCAGGAAGACUUACAGAAACAUCUGCAGAAUGUGUUUGAAGAGCCAGCUCAAUUUGAAGAGGACAACACGUCGAUGCCAUCUUUUGAGGAUGGGACAGAGACAUCCCAGCCCGACGACACUUCCAAUGUCCUUGCAACUCGAAAGGAGUCUUCCAGAGCCAGAACGUGCCGUUUGUGUCACAAAACUUUUGACACUAUACAUUUCAUGAAAAAGCACCUGAAUUCCAAACAUGCUCAGCUCCCUUACCAAUGCCUCCACUGUGGAGAAAACUUCAGGAAGAAGUUUAAUUUGAAAGAACAUCAGAAAGAGUGCCAUAAACCCACUCCAACACAGUUGUCCAAUGCCAGAACAUGCCGUGUGUGUCACAAGACUUUUGUUAGUGUACAUUUAAUGAGAAAGCACCUCAAAUCCAAACAUGAUCUGCUCCCUUACCAGUGUCUCGGCUGUGGAGACCAUUUCUACAAAAAUUCUCACUUGCUGAAACAUGAGAAAGUUUGCUCAGCGGCAAAGAGGCUCCUCACUUGUUGUGAGUGUGGUAAGACUUUUAAGCUCUCUCAGCUUAAGAGGUGUAACCAGGUGAACCAACAGCAGGCUGCUAGGGGGGGUCACCAAGAGACCAACACGACUCUAAUAGUGGAAAAUGGGAUGGAGAUACCCCAGUCCUUCAGCACAACACCCCAGAACCCAACAACCUCCAAUGCUCUCACAAUUCAAGGGCAAUCCUCCACAAUAGCCAACCAUUAUGAAACAUGUCUUUUGUGUAAUGAAACGUUUGAAAAUGGAGAGAAUCUGAGAAAACAUGUGAAAUUCCAACAUGAUGAACGUACGUACGUGUGCCUUGUUUGCGGGGAGACAUUCCAAAUCAAAUCUGAACUACAGAAACAUUCUGACAUUCAUUUGGGCUCCAGAAAGUGUCCUUUGUGUGUUAAGAAUACUUCUCAAUCAACGCUGCAGCACGUUCAGAGACAACAGCAAGACUCGAGGGUGUCAAGUGAGGGAGUCAACCCAAACCAGCACCAAAGGGAUGUUGAUCCAGCAGGUGGCAGCAGCUCGCUGGCACCAAGGGAACAUGAGACAAAUACCCCCCAGCCUUCAACCUAUCUAUGUGAUACAUGUGGUAAAGACUUCCCAUCUCUGUGCCGAUUUAAAAGACAUUUGCAAGUACAUACAGGAGAGCAGCCUUUUCCUUGCACGGAUUGUGGCAAAUGUUUUACUUGCAAGGGUAGUCUGAAAAUCCAUCAACGCCUUCAUACAGGAGAGCGGCCAUUUGCGUGCACUUUGUGCCAACAAUGCUUUAUCACAAAUAAACACCUAAAAAGACAUAUGUUUACUCACACAAAGGAAAAGCCUUUUCAGUGUUCAGCUUGUGGGAAAACCUUCAAAACGAAACAAGGUUGGAGCAGUCAUCAACAAUUUAGGCGUUGUUACCUGGAAAAACAUACUAGAGCAAGUUUUCUAGGGAAUCAGAAGGACUUACAAAAACAUCAGCAGAUUGGGAGCGAGGAGGCAGCUCAACCAGAAGAGGAUAACAUGUCUACAACGUCUUUUGAGUAUAAGACAUCCCAGGCCCAUGGCACUUCAGCCCAGAGCCCAGACACUUCUAAUGUUCGUCCUACCCCAAGACAGUCCUCCAAAGCCAGGACGUGCCACUUGUGUCAUGAAAUCUUCCAUAGUGGAUAUUUAAUGAGAAAGCACCUGAAUUCCAAACAUGACCAGCUCCCUUACCAGUGCUGCGACUGUGGAGAACAUUUCAAGAGGAAGUUCAAUUUGAGGGAACAUAAGGCAGAGUGCCAUUUUACGCCUUCCUCCAAAGCCAGAAAAUGCUCUUUGUGUAACAAGACUUAACAGUCCAUAUUUAAUGAGAAAGCGCCGCGACUGUGGAAAUUUUUUAAGCUGAAGUUUAAUUUGAAAAAGCAUAAGAAAAAAUGCCCCACUCUGAAAAGACAUUAGCGAGUACACGCUGGAGAGCAGAAUCCUUGCACAGAUUGUAGCAAACACUUUACUUUGAAGGGUAGUUUGAAAACCCACCAACUCCUUCAUACAGAAGAGCAGCCAUUUGCCAGUUUGGCGUCGUAACCGAAUUCAGUUGGGCAAAUGCUCACCAUUUAUUCACUGCACGCUGUGCUCUUCACGGAUGAAUCCCUGUUUCAACCGUAAUGAUGGCAGAUGGCAGACCCACGUGUAUGACGUCAUGUGGGCGAGCAGUUUGCUGAUGUCAUCAGUGUGCCCCAUGUUGGUGGUGGGGGUUAUGGUAUGGGCAGGCAUAAACUACAGACAACAAACACAACUGCAUCUUAUCGAUGGCAAUUUGAAUGCACAGAGAGAUACCAUGACAAGAUCCUGAGUCCAAUUGUCGUGCCAGUCAUCUGCCGCCACCACCUAAUUUUUCAGCAUGAUAAUGCACAGCCCCAUGUUGCAAGGAUCUGUACAAACUUCAGAGAGAGAGAGAGAGAGAGACACACACACACACACACAGAGAGACACACACACAGAGAGACACACACACACACACAGAGAGACACACACACACACAGAGAGAGACACACACACACACAGAGAGAGAGACACACACACACAGAGAGAGAGACACACACACACACACACAGAGAGAGACACACACACACACACAGAGAGAGAGAGACACACACACAGAGAGAGAGAGACACACACACAGAGAGAGAGAGACACACACACAGAGAGAGAGACACACACACAGAGAGAGAGACACACACACAGAGAGAGAGACACACACACAGAGAGAGAGAGACACACACACAGAGAGAGAGACACACACACAGAGAGAGAGAGACACACACACACAGAGAGAGAGAGACACACACACACAGAGAGAGAGACACACACACAGAGAGAGAGACACACACACAGAGAGAGAGACACAGAGAGAGAGAGAGAUCCAGUGUCGGCCAAUAUCUAGCAUACCCAUUGAAGAGGAGUGGGACAACAUUCCACAGGCCACAACAAACAGCCUGAUCGACUCUAUGCGAAGGAAAUGUGUUGCGCUGCAUGAGGCAAAUAGUGGUCACACCAGGUACUGACACGUUUUCUGAUCCACGCCCCUAUCUUUUUUUUAUUUUAUUAUUAAGGUAUUUGUUAUCAUCAGAUGCAUAUCGAUAUGCCCAGUUAUGUGAAAUCCAUCAUUAGGGCCUAAUGAAUUUAUUUCAAUCGACUGAUUUCUUUACAUGAACUGUAGUAAAAUCUUUGAAAUUGU
This is a messenger RNA of Oncorhynchus masou masou (cherry salmon), 5706 nucleotides long. Its product is annotated as zinc finger protein 845-like. Gene Ontology annotation, cellular component: shelterin complex; nucleus. Lineage: Eukaryota; Metazoa; Chordata; Actinopteri; Salmoniformes; Salmonidae. Gene Ontology annotation, biological process: regulation of transcription by RNA polymerase II; telomere capping; regulation of telomere maintenance via telomere lengthening. The coding region runs from base 108 to 4322 and encodes 1404 amino acids. The record is from RefSeq and is a predicted model, not a curated record. The transcript is spliced from 9 exons. Gene Ontology annotation, molecular function: DNA-binding transcription factor activity, RNA polymerase II-specific; RNA polymerase II transcription regulatory region sequence-specific DNA binding; telomeric repeat DNA binding.